Bombyx mandarina (wild silkworm) is the source of this 1839-nucleotide messenger RNA. It is a transcript of the gene Arpc4, whose product is annotated as Actin-related protein 2/3 complex, subunit 4. The record is from RefSeq and is a predicted model, not a curated record. Gene Ontology annotation, molecular function: actin filament binding. Gene Ontology annotation, cellular component: actin cytoskeleton; Arp2/3 protein complex. Gene Ontology annotation, biological process: actin filament polymerization; Arp2/3 complex-mediated actin nucleation. NCBI's taxonomy places the organism in Eukaryota, Metazoa, Arthropoda, Insecta, Lepidoptera, Bombycidae.
GUAAUGAACGAAUCAAACAAUGAUGCUUAUGUCAAAUCUCAGUCAUCAAUGGUGAUAGAUAAUUCAUGACUAAAAAAUUGAAAGGAACUUAAGGUGUGGCGUGAUCUUUGCGAAAGUAUAAUUUUCUACAAUGGCUGCAACUUUAAAACCGUAUCUAACAGCGGUGCGUCACACGCUCACUGCCGCUAUGUGCUUAGAACACUUUUCAUCCCAAGUUGUCGAGAAAUACACCAAGCCGGAGGUCGAAGUUAGAACAAGCAAAGAACUUUUACUCAAUCCUGUUGUUAUUUCAAGAAAUUCUAAUGAAAAAGUAUUAAUAGAGUCUUCAAUAAAUUCAAUUAGGGUGAGUAUUAUGAUCAAGCAGGCGGAUGAGAUAGAGAAAAUUCUUUGUAAAAAAUUUAUGCGGUUCAUGAUGAUGAGAGCUGAAAACUUCAUUGUAUUAAGGAGGAAACCAGUUGAUGGGUACCAUAUCAGCUUUUUGAUUACUAACUUCCAUACCGAACAGAUGUAUAAGCAUAAAUUGGUCGAUUUUGUAAUAUACUUUAUGGAAGAAAUUGAUAAAGAAAUCAGUGAAAUGAAAUUGGCUGUCAAUGCAAGAGCCAGAAUUUGUUCGGAAGAAUUCUUGAAGAGAUUUUAACCACUUCUUUCAGUGAUAGAAUGAAACAUCUUUAUUGUACAUAGAGUAUGAAUUCAUGUGAAAAAUUUGUUGCUUUGAUGACUAUGUAAUUUUAAUUAGUGAUGGAAUUCAUAUUACCUUCAUAGACAAACAAAUUGUAUCAUUACAAAAAUGUCAUUUAAAUAUGGAAUUUUAGAAGAAACUAGUUUUUUUCUCUACCUAUUCUCUCGUAGCCUAAAGGCCUAUUCCAGCUAAGCACAAAUGGGUAGGUUACAGGCUAAAAUUAAACUAUUAAAAAUAUUACAUUAUUUAGAUAGUCAAGGAAAAUACAUUGCACACAAAUAUAAAAUUUAAUGUAGAUCACCGGUGUCCUAUUUAUUCUUAGUAUCUGCAAAUUCAUCAUUUCCAGACACUACUAGAUAUUCCGGCACUUUAGUAUGUAAAUUGAAGAAAGAAAGAAAUCAUCAUUAUUACUUCAAUGUGCUGCGUAGGGCACCGGUGAUUUACAUGGCAGUCAACGUGUUAAUAAUUAUUGGGGCUUUGUUGACAUAUUCUAUUGUGCUAUGUGCUGAGUGUCCUAUCUAUGACUAUUAUUAUACUACUGGGAGCCCUUUAAGUUCUUUAGUGUAAUACCUUUUGACAAAGACAGCAUGUUGAUUUUGCACCUUGAAUUGUCAAUGUCCACAUUCCACCAGACUGUUUGUCGGUAGCAUGAUUGUCUGCUUUCAUGGGUAAAAACAAUUAUUGUAAUUUGAUAUUUGUAAAAAGUAAAAAUAGUGUGAAUGUUUCUUCCAUGUUCUUUUACAUUAUUAUUUUUUUGGUAUAAUUAUUUUAAUGUUGAUAUGUAAGUUUUGAAUUAAUUUCUGGUGUAAUUUAAAAACUUUAAUAUUCUUAGUUAUAAUGCAGUGAAUGUGUAAACCACCAUAAUUAUAUUCAAUUUAAAUAUAAAACAUUUUUUGUGUUUAUAACAUAUGUCUUUUUUUUGUAAACCUAUUUGCUGGUAGCCUAUUUGGCUAUUCCAGCAUGGACGGGUAGGUGAGCUCACUGGUUCAACCUGAGAGAAUUUGCUAACACUAGCCUUAGCAAGUGUAGUGCUUUGUUGAAUCUACAGACGGAACACAAUUAUGACCUAUGGUGGUGGUCUAUAUAGAUAUAUAUUUUAUUUUCUAUGAAACACUACUAUAUAUGUAUCAGUUUGUAAAUAAAACUAGAAACUUACUUGA